Molecule: messenger RNA, 1477 nt
Organism: Naegleria gruberi
Lineage: Eukaryota; Heterolobosea; Eutetramitea; Acrasida; Naegleriidae
Product: casein kinase
Exons: 5
Coding region: 23-1438 (471 amino acids)
Biological process (GO): peptidyl-serine phosphorylation; endocytosis; signal transduction
Cellular component (GO): nucleus; cytoplasm
Molecular function (GO): protein serine/threonine kinase activity; ATP binding
Source: RefSeq, a predicted model, not a curated record
AGCUAGCGACAGAAACAACAAUAUGGAUCUCAGAGUAGGUGGAAAGUGGAAAUUAGGACGUAAGGUUGGAAGUGGUAGUUUUGGAGAAAUUUACCAAGGAACAAAUAUUCAGACCGGAGAAAAGGUUGCUAUCAAAUUAGAGUCUGUCAAGACUCGCCAUCAACAACUUUUAUAUGAAUCUAGGUUAUACAAAUUAUUAAACCUCGGAGGACCUGCAAUUGGUGUUCCUUCCGUUAAAUGGUAUGGUGUUGAAGGUGACUAUAACGUGAUGGUUAUUGAUCUUCUUGGUCCAAGCAUGGAAGACUUAUUCAAUUUUUGUGGAAGAAAAUUUUCACUUAAAACAGUUCUCAUGUUAGCUGAUCAGAUGAUUUCACGAGUAGAAUUCCUUCACUCUAAGAAUUUUAUUCACAGAGAUAUUAAACCGGAUAACUUCUUGAUGGGAACAGGCAAAAAAGGUCACCACGUCUACAUAAUCGAUUUUGGAUUGGCCAAAAAAUACAGAGACAGUAAAACUCAUGCACAUAUUGUGUUCAAAGACAAUAAGAGCUUAACAGGCACAGCCCGUUAUGCAUCAGUCAAUGCUCACCUUGGUAUUGAGCAGUCGAGAAGAGAUGAUUUGGAAAGUUUAGGAUACGUUUUCAUGUAUUUCCUUAGAGGAAGCUUACCUUGGCAAGGAUUAAAAGCCCAGUCAAAGCAACAAAAGUACGAUUUAAUUAGUGAAAAGAAGAUGUCAACAACUGUUGAAGCUCUUUGUAAGGGCUAUUCAUCAGAAUUUGCUACAUAUCUCAAAUAUGUAAGGUCGCUCCGAUUUGAAGAUAAACCAGACUAUGCCUAUCUCCGUAAACUUUUCCGUGACUUGUUUACACGAGAAGGAUAUCAAAUGGAUUAUGUUUUCGAUUGGACAAUUAAGAGAAUUAAUAAUAUGAAACCUGAAAUGCCAAUAAGUACUAAUGCUCAAACUUGGCUUGAAGAGCAACAACAACAGCAAAUUGAAAAUCAAAAAGCUGUACUAACACAACAAGGAUCUAGUAAUGUACUCCUUUAUCAAACCAAUCAAUCCUAUCAAGACACACCAAGUAGUUCUAACUAUCAUUCCAACUCUCACAAUAAUAUUGAAGUAAGCAAUCAAAGAGAAAGAGAAAGGGAAAGAGUAAUUGUUUCAAACUCAUACACGAAACCGUCUCAACACACUGAAAAUGUUCAAACAAGCUCUGGAGCAAUUAGGUCCAGAAAUGUUGCCUAUGCUCCAGCUGUUUCUAGAGGUUAUCUUUCUGGAGGGAGAAAUAUGGGUGCAUCUCCAGCUUAUAAUUCUGGAUACACUUCUGGUUACACUUCUGGUCUCACCUCACCUAUACAAUAUACUUCAACAGGAGGUGUGAGGACGAGCUCACAUCUGCCAACAGCAACCAAGUACUCGACCCAACCAAAGAGAAAAUGAUUGUACAAUUCAAGUUUAAUAAACUAAUGCUAACUGUCU